AUGCCGAUUGAGCUGAGGCCCCUCUGGAACUAUGUCAGAGACAUAGGGGACCCUGUCAAGCAACACACGAGGUGAGCGCAAGGAAGGCGGACACGCAAAGAAGAAAGGGACACGAUAUGCAAACCGUUCCCACGUACUUUUGUGCGUCAGUCGGGGCACGCUGGAGCUGUGGCUGGAGAUGCUGGAUAUCAACGAUGCGGCAGACAUUCCCCCAACAGAGCUCAGGGACCCCUCCCCUGUGGAAGUGGAAAUCAGGCAACCGACAAACAAGGAGAAAGACCCCACAUGUGUUUCAUACGCAUGUGUCUGACACAGGUUGGUCAUCUGGGCCGUCCGCGCUCUCAAGCCCAACGUGGGCUCCUCCAAGAAAUAUGUAGACGCGAUGGUGCGCGUGGCUCUCGACUGCGCCACUUACGAGGGCCGGCAGCCGACCUCACAGACGACCGACGUCCACUACUCGGCCAGCGACACAGCAACCUUCAACUGGCGAGUGGUUUUCUCAAACAUCCAGACGCCCUCGGCCGUCUGCGUUGCGCAGAUAUCGCUGCUCGACUUCAACUCGGUCGGCGCACCGACCUUCCUGGGGGAGGUCAAUUUGGAUCUGGACAAGUAUGUGGACCGCGUGGCUGCGGAGCUCACCGCACUCAAAGCUGAUGCUGAACUGAAAAUCACAAACGUGUACGUUUCGAGAGACUUCUUGUUCCGGCACGGGAGGGAAUGAGACACGCUCCUUCUGUGUGUGUGUGUGUGCACAGGUCUGCGCCGAAUCCCAACGAGGCUCAGGCGUAUGUGCAGCUGAGUCUGGAGGUGCUCUCACAGCCCGAGGCCAACAGCAGCAGGGUGGGGCUGGGCCGCGAGAAGCCCAACCGGGGCCCUCGGCUGCUGACGCCCACUGAGGGGCGGGGAUGGGACGACUAUCUCAAGGGACUGGAUUUCGGCCUUGGGGCGUUUCUCAGGGAGGUGUGGCUUCGGGUGAGUGAAUGAGGGAAAGAGGAGAUAGAUGUCUCAGAGACAUGCAUCGAUGCGGCAGAAUCUUCGUUUGGUUGUUUGUGGGUGUGGUGUGGUGUGCUUUGGUGCAGCUUCGUGUGGUGCUGGUGUUGUUAUUUACGGCCCUCUUGAUUGUGAUCCUCAUUGUGUAUCCCGCGCUGGUCUACCAGUGAUAGCUAACUGCACUGCAGCACGGCAUGUGAGUCUUUGUUCGUAC
Molecule: messenger RNA, 1204 nt
Organism: Vitrella brassicaformis
Lineage: Eukaryota; Vitrellaceae
Source: the annotation of a GenBank genome assembly